Messenger RNA from Cladophialophora immunda, 2261 nucleotides. RefSeq lists its product as uncharacterized. Lineage: Eukaryota; Fungi; Ascomycota; Eurotiomycetes; Chaetothyriales; Herpotrichiellaceae. The transcript has 2 exons. The coding region runs from base 186 to 1856 and encodes 556 amino acids. The record is from RefSeq and is a predicted model, not a curated record. Gene Ontology annotation, molecular function: oxidoreductase activity, acting on paired donors, with incorporation or reduction of molecular oxygen; monooxygenase activity; iron ion binding.
GGGGGAUACAGCGGCAAUGCUCCGGUAGCUCCCCAAUUUUCCUGGAUUCUCUCUUCUGUGUGCGUCCUCUGAAUAUUCGUGGAGGAAUUGUUUCAUAGCUCUGCCACGCUUCCACGAUCAAGCGAUUCUCCCUGGCAGCGUUUUGAAGCAAGAAAUUGUUGCUGUGUCGAAAGACUCCAUCAAAGAUGAGCUGGUUGACUAUCUUCUACGUCUGGUCCGGUGUGACAGGUCUGUUGUUCCUGGGAGUGCUUGGUGUCGUGAUUCACGAUGUCAUUCUAUGGAAACGAAUGCCGCCAGGGCCUCAGCCUUUGCCAUUCAUCGGUAACAAAUUGGACGUUCCAGCCAAGUACCCAUGGAUUCAGUUUCAGGAAUGGUCGAGGAAAUACGGGCCUAUUUACACCUUGUGGUUCGGUCGGCGGCCGACUGUGAUCAUUUCUGAUCCCAAUGUGGCGGUGGAUUUGCUCGAGAAGCGCUCCCACAAGUACAGCUCGCGCCCUCGUUUCGUUGCCAUGGGGGAGAUCUUCUGGGAUAUGAGCAGUAUCCUCGUGCAACCAUACGGAAAAGACUGGUCUGUACGUCGGAAAGCCCUGCACAGUGUGCUCACCCAGAAAGCGCUUCAGCACUAUAAACCCGUCCAGGAAGCCGAAGCCGCACGUCUCUGUCAUCAACUCCUCGAGCAUCCAGAAGACUUGGACAAUCUCCUGAACCGGUUCACGGCAUCGAUCGUGUUUACCAUCGCCUAUGGACACCGUAUUGACAGUAUGCAAUCGCCGAUCAUCCGCCAACGGAUGAAGAUCAUGCAUUGGAAUGCUGCCCUCAAUGUCCCCGGUCGGUAUCUUGUUGAGUCAUUCCCCAUUCUCAAGCAUGUCCCCGAUGCUUUGGCGCCUUGGAAGCGAGAAAUCAAAUCCUGGGGCAAGGAAGAAGAGCAAGCCAACGCCCAAUUGCUCGACUACGUCCGCGAGGAUAUUGAAAAUGCAAAGAGACCCGGUGCUCCGCCGCUUCCCAACAGUCUGGCCAAGCAGCUGCUGGAGAACCGCGCUGCAGAUCCUUCUGCAUUCGCCCUUCUGCGCGAAAGGGACUUCGCGAGUUUACCGGCCUCGGUAUUUGGCGCAGGCGCAGACACCACGGCAUCGACCCUGUCUUCCGCGAUUCUGGCCAUCAUCAAUAACCAAGAAGUCCUCGCGGCCGCGCACGCCGAGCUCGACGCGGUGAUCGGCCAAGACCGCCUGCCGGGCUACACGGACGAAGCCUCACUUCCGUACAUCAAAGCCAUCUGCAAGGAAGCCCUUCGCUGGCGCCCCGUGGCCGUGCUGGGCGGCACACCGCACGCGAGCACGGAAGCAGACACCUACAACGGCUACUACAUUCCCAAGGGCACCAACAUCCUCGGCAACAGCUGGGCCAUCAACCUCAACGAGCGAUACUACCCGAACCCGGACCACUUCAACCCGCUGCGCUUCCUCGACGUCGACGACCCGGCCUCGCUGGGCUACCUGCCCAAGGAAUACCUCGCGUCCACGCCCCUGGAACGCGGUAACCCCCACCCCUCGAAGCUGGGCCACUCGUCGUUCGGCUGGGGCCGCCGCAUCUGCCCUGGCGCCGACCUGGCCUCGAACAACCUGUACAUCGCCAUGGCGCGCGUGCUGUGGUGCUUCGACAUCCGCCCGACCAAGGGCUACGUGUACGACACGUACGACUACACGGACGGCUUCAACAUCCGCCCCAACGGGUACAAGUGCGACAUCACCAUCCGGAGCGAGCGCCACAUGCAAGUGCUGGAGAAGGACUACCAAGAGGCCCGGGAUUAUCUGAUGCGGCAUUUCCCCUUGUUCAAGGAGCACGAGAUUGUGGUGUGAGAGGUGGUAAGUGAGUGAGUGGCACGAGGAUAGAGAGUAGCUGUCUUUGAGGUCGGAGGGUGUUGGCUCCACUAGCGACGAGGCUGAGAAUUGUAGAUAUUUUGCGCAUCGACACACAAUCAGGCAGGCGAGACUGAUCUUUGUCGACGAGCGUAUGUCGCUCGCAAGGGGAGAAGAUCAUGAACCUAGACGACUUGCACUUUUGGGCUUUCCAAUAGAUUCGCUUGCCGGAAAAAGACUGCCAUCUGAAAAAGACGCCAAUUAGAUCACCUUCACGGCUCUCAAGCAUCUCGUGAAGCAAGGCUAACUCAGCCCGCGUCCUGCAUGCGUCGGAUCCGCGCCUCAGCGGCCCUUGCCCUCCGUUCCCUCUCCAGCCUCAUGCGCAUUUCGGGGGUUAAUCCGCGC